CGGAGCAGCCGCUGCUAAGUGUUUGGGCUCGGUCGACACCGCGGUGCUUGCUCCUCGCCCCAGCCGCCGCCGCCGCCGCCGAGGGAGCGGCCGCCUAUUGUCCUUCUCCGCCGCCAAGGCGCGGAGCUGCUCCGGCUCGGCCCGCGGGGGAGCCCGGGGAGCCGCACGUGUCCUGGGUCAUGAAACUUAGUCCACAGCAAGCUCCAUUAUAUGGCGAUUGUGUUGUUACAAUAUUGCUUGCUGAAGAGGACAAAGUUGAAGAUGAUGCUAUUUUUUACUUGAUAUUUUCUGGCUCUACUCUCUAUCACUGCACAAGUACCCGGAAAGUCAGUUCUGAUACGUUGGAGACAAUUGCUCCUGGUCAUGACUGCUGUGAGACAGUGAAGGUGCUGCUCUGCGCUUCCAAAGAGGGCCUGCCUGUGUUUGUAGUAGCUGAAGAAGACUUCCAUUUCGUCCAGGAUGAGGCGUAUGAUGCAGCUCAGUUCCUGGCAACCAGUGCUGGCAAUCAGCAGGCUCUGAACUUCACCCGUUUCCUUGACCGGUCAGGACCCCCUUCUGGAGAUGUCAACUCUCUGGAUGAGAGGGUCGCCCUGGCGUUCAGACACCUGAAACUGCCCGCGGAGUGGAAUGUGUUAGGGGCAGAUCACACCUUGCACGAUGGUGGCCCCCGGGAAACAUUGAUGCAUUUUGCUGUGCGGCUGGGACUGUUGCGGUUGACAUGGUUCCUGUUACAGAAGCCAGGUGGCCGUGGAGCUCUCAGCAUCCACAACAAGGAAGGGGCAACGCCUGUAAGCCUGGCAUUGGAACGAGGUUAUCAUAAGCUCCACCAGCUUCUGACUGAGGAAAAUGCUGGUGAACCAGAUUCCUGGAGCAGUUUAUCCUAUGAAAUCCCUUACGGAGACUGUUCGGUGAGGCACCAUCGAGAAUUGGACGUCUAUACGUUGACUUCUGAAUCUGAAUCACAUCGUGAAUCCCAUGGAGACAGUUGUACUGGACAUAUUUUUAAACUUAUGAAUAUCCAACAGCAGCUAAUGAAAACAAACUUGAAGCAGAUGGACAACCUUAUGCCUUUAAUGGUGACAGCACAAGGUUCUCCCAGUGUGCCCAGUGCCCCAGAGCCAGAUGGCCAGUUCCUUUCCGGUGCCCCAGAGCCUUCUGACCACCAGCAGCUCUCUUCUGAAGAGACCAAGAGCACUCUGUGCUGCCGAGGGAGUCCUGGGAGGAAGGCUGAAAGGUCCUGUGAUUUGUCAAGUGCGGCUGAGGAGAAAAACGUAGCCUGUUCUCCUAAGAAUAAAGAUGUGGUAGGGAGGAAAGGGGAAGAGGAGGAGCCAGCAUCUGCCGUGGGCUCCAGCUCUGCUGCAUCUCAUCAAGACAGCUGCCUUCAGAGCAUACCCGACUGUGGAUUAAAGGCCACAGAAGGCCUUCCAUCCUGUGGAAACAGAAAUGAAGUAACUGGAACAAAAUAUUCUGGAGUGGCCACAGGUCAGCAGCCCCCGAGCAGCCGGGGCAGUGUGCUUCAGGAAGUCAUGGUCACAGAGCCAGGGAGAUGCCAGCAUUCUUCUGGAAGGGAGCUCCUAGACAGAUCUUCAACAGAUGCUGGUGCCCCAGAGAAUGCAGGGGAACUAGAACCUAGCUCACUGAACCCAAGUGCUACCAUCCAGAAGAAUAAGCAUCAAGUAGGGGAAGGCACAGAGGGAGGAUUUGAGAAUUCUGAUGUCAGCACGGCUGAGGCAUCCGGUGUUCAAGCUUUACACGAACCUGUGGAGAAAGCCAAUAUUACAAACCAUGUCUUUGCCACCAGCGCCCUGGGUGCCAACAUGGCUGCUGAGUCUUUGCCUGCCUUGAGUCCUGGAGAAAGCCUCAUUGAGAAAACUGGAACGGAAACUCGGGAGGGAAGUUGUGAGGAGAGAACUGAUGCUCUAAGUGUCCAGAGCUCUCUGGUGUUUCCAGCUGCUGCGAAAGACAAGAUUUCAGGUGGACCAGCACCUGAUGCUCCCCUAGCAGGCCUGUGUGAGACACCAUCACCCUUGGCUUUAACCUUUUCUGGGUCAAAACCAGAUGGGAUGCCAAACCAGAAAUCAGAAUCUAAUUCAUGGCAUGCUCCAAGCCAAAACAGCCAGGCGCUGCCCUGUUCUCCAACUGUGGCUGGUACAUCUUGUACUGCGUCUUCAUGUCAGCAGAACACAGUGACUUCUAGUGGCGAGUUGGUUGUAAAACACUGCCAUGGUGAAGUUAGUCUGCGCGAUAGCACAGUAGUGCAGCCAAACACGCAGGAUCCAUGCACCGCCCUCGGCCCAGAAGACCCACAAGCAGACACAGUCACUUCUGACACUGUAGAAACUACCCAGGAAUCUGUGGGGGUUUGUCCUCCCUGUGUUCUACAUGCAGAGAGCCAGGGAGAAGAUUUAAAACAAGAUCCACCUUUAACAAAUAUGCUGGAGGAUAUUUCACAUUUGCCUUCAGUUGUCCCCCAAACCGAGAAAGAACAAGUGCCAGACUGGGUAUCACCACCAGGCAGCAGUUUCUCUCUGGCAAGCAGUCCAGAGAGUGAAUCAGUAACCAAAGAUGACGCACUUUCUCCUGUCCCCUCCCAGAAAGAAAAGGGAACAGCAACUCCUCAGCUCCAUAGAGCUAUAGCUUGUAGAGAUGGCCCAGAUGGAGAUUCAAAUGAUCCUGGUAAGCUAGGAGACAGGGCCACUGGCCCGUCUACACCCUCUGCUGUAGAGCUUCAGCCCAGCAUGGGGAAUACCAGCCCCGUAAGCUUUGGUGGAGAUCACGAGGGCCCCGGGCCAACAGCGACACCCGAAGUUCUGAGCGACUCUUCACUACAAGGUGUGGAUAAAGCUCUUUUGGUCUCUGACUCUCUUCUGCCUGAAGAAGGUGGCAGUCUGGUGCUUUCAGAGAGCUCAGCAGCUCUGGGGCAAGAUGACAAGGAUAAAGCAGUGAGGUGUUCCUCCGUUGAAGAAGACAUGCAUUCUUCAGAAAUGUCAAGGGAAAAGGAGCGAACACCACCUCCUGGCCAAGAGAUAGCAAGGUCAUGUGGAAACCCUGUGCCAGCUGUGUGUGCUGGGGAGAAAGCAGUACAGCCCAGUGCCUCACCAGGCACACCCUCUGCCGGUCUGAAAACAGAAACGAACCACAGCAAGGAAGUGGCCCCACAGGUCUCCCCGCCGACUGAAGGUGGGGCUAGAAAGAGCCUGGUGCCACCAACAACAAGUCUGGCUGCAGAUUCAAAGCAGAAAGCCUCAGAUACAGAGCAGAGCAGUUCAUCUCUGUUGCCAGCUCUGCUUCCAGAUGGGUCUGAGGCCCUUCAUUGUAAUCGGCCUUCUGCUCUGGAUGUUGGUGUGGAUACUCAGUUCCAAGAGAAAGCCCAUGCUUGUGAGGUAAGCAGAAAUGUGAUGGAAGAUGUUCCAGUGCCUAAUGCUUUAUCAGCUCCUGCUAAGCCCAGAAGUGAGGAUAUAGCACACCCCGUCAAAGACAGUCCAGUUUCAGAGUUGUUUAACCAAGAGAAGAAAAUGACUCCACGUCUGCCAGAAGCUUUACUGGACAAAGGUGUCACUGGCUCACAGGAAGUCAUAACCCCAGAGAUAGUACCACUUGAUUGCAAGGGAGAAAAACUGGAGGGAACAGACCUCAGCUGUGCCAUGAGUAACUCUAAAGAAGCCCCAAAUGAUGAAGAUACAACGCAGCCUCUUGCCAGGGACCUCCCCACAGAUCCAGGACCCUCAGCUCUCAAUGACAGUGUCCUCCCAGCUGACUUGAAGCAUGUCACACAGACCUCAGUCCAGGGAGAGGAAAGGAAUGCCGCCUCUCUACCUGGAACCCAAGCUGCACCUGUCCCUACGGGGGCCGACCCCAUAGAGGAGACCGCCACUCGGAUAGUGGAGGCUGUCAUCGAGCGAGUCAGGGCCUCCAACACACUGUUGGCUAAAGGAAAACUCAGUAAUCCAUCACUGUCCAUCCCAGAGACUGAGCAGCUGCAGAACGUUUGCGCAGAGAGUACAUGUGCUUUCCUACCUGGGGAGACCCUGCCAGUGGAUAAUACUCAUGCGGAAACCACUGGGAACUGUGUUGUUGAAACAGAGGAACCAGAGAAAAUGGUUCCACCUGUCGACAGGCCUGAGCCAGCACCAGAAAUGCCAGACACUAAAGCUGAAGAUGAAGUGGAUUUUCUGAGUAAAACCAGAGCUCCUUCUGAGGAGGAGGCUGUCGGAAAUGGAACUACCACACCCAAGACGAAGCAAGGCCCUGGGACCCAGGCGAUCAACCGAGAAAGCUGGUGUACCAUAGAGCCAUGCCCUGAAGCAGCAUCUCUUCUGGCUUCCAAACAGAGCUCAGAAUGUGAAAGCUUCUUAGAUGUUGGACUGGGCACCGAGUGUGCCUCAAAAGAAGGCGUGCUUCAGAGAGGCUCAGGGAGUGAUUCUGACCUCUUCCACUCACCCAGUGACGAAAUGGACAGCAUCAUCUUCUCCAAGCCUGAGGAAGAGCAGUUGCUUUGUGAUACCACCGGAUCCAGUUCCUCUACAGAUGACACAGCUUCCCUGGACCGACAUUCUUCUCAUGGCAGUGAUGUGUCCCUUCCUCAGACGUCAAAGUUAAGUAGGUCCAGAAAUCAUCAACGCUCUGAUGGCUUUCUUAGCCAUGGAGUGGGACCUGAGCGUCGAGAGAGUGAGAGUGAGCCCAUUGGCCCUGGUGAAAUGGAAGAGGAGGAAAUGGACAGCAUCACUGAAGUGCCUGCAAAUUGCUCCUUUCUGAGGAACUCCAUGCGUUCUCUUUCCCCUUUCCGGAGACAUAGCUGGGGUCCUGGGAAGAAUGCAGCCAGCGAUGCAGAUAUGAACCAGCGGAGUUCAAUGCAAGUUCUUGGGGAUGUUGUCAGGAGACCUCCCAUUCAUAGGAGAAGUAUGAGCUGGUGUCCCUCUGGUGUGCAGUACUCGGCUGCUCUGAAUGCUGACUUUAAUUUCAGAAGUUUCAGUCUGGAAGGCUUGACAGGAGAAGCUGGUGGUGGAAAUAAGCCAUCCUCAUCUCUAGAAAUGAGCUCUGCAAACUCCAGCCAGCUCAGAAACUCUUUCAGUGGUGAGGAACAGAGGGAUUCUCUGAUGUCACUUUCAGAAGAACAUCUGGAGCCGGACCAGAGACAUCAUCAUAGGAUGUUUGAUCAGCAGACAUCUCACAGGUCUAAACAACAGGGAUUUAAUUACUGUACAUCAGCCAUUUCUUCUCCAUUGACAAAAUCCAUCUCAUUAAUGACAAUUAGUCAUCCUGGAUUGGACAAUGCACGGCCUUUCCACAGUACCAGUGCUAACCUGACCGAGAGUAUAACAGAAGAAAACUAUAAUUUCCUGCCUCCGAGCCCCUCAAAAAAGGAUUUUGAAGGCAAGAGUGGGACGAAAGUUAGUCGCACCUUCAGCUACAUCAGGAAUAAAAUGUCCAGCAGCAAGAAGAGCAAAGAAAAGGAAAGGGAGAAAGAUAAAAUUAAGGAGAAAGAGAAAGAAUCUAAAGAGAAGGAUAAAGAGAAGAAGACUCUUAAUGGGCACACGUUCAGUCCCAUUCCUGUUGUGGGUCCCAUCAGCUGCAGCCAGUGCAUGAAGCCUUUCACCAACAAAGACGCCUACACUUGUGCAAGUUGUAGUGCCUUUGUCCACAAAGGCUGCAGAGAAAAUCUAACCUCCUGUGCAAAGGUCAAAAUGAAGCAGCCGAAAGGGAGCCUCCAGGCACAUGACACAUCGUCGCUGCCCACGGUCAUCAUGAGAAGCAAGUCUUCACAGCCUAAGGAGCGCCCUAGGUCUGCAGUCCUUUUGCCUGAUGAGGCCACUGCUAUACCAUUGUUUACUAACAGACGGUCCCAGCAGAGUGUCUCCCUCUCUAAAAGUGUUUCCAUACAGAACAUCACUGGAGUUGGCAAUGAUGAGAACAUGUCAAAUACCUGGAAAUUUCUGUCUCAUUCAACAGACUCACUGAAUAAAAUCUGCAAGGUCAAUGAGUCAACAGAAUCACUUACUGAUGAGGGAGUAGGUACAGACAUGAAUGAAGGACAGCUGAUGGGAGACUUUGAAAGUGACUCUAAACAGCUGGAAGCAGAGUCCUGGAGCCGCACGGUGGACAGCAAGUUCCUUAAACAGCAGAAGAAAGAUGUGGUCAAACGGCAGGAGGUGAUUUAUGAGCUGAUGCAGACAGAGUUACAUCACAUCCGCACACUCAAGAUCAUGAGUGAUGUGUACAGCCGGGGGAUGAUGACAGAUCUGCUCUUUGAGCAGCAGAUGGUGGAAAAGCUGUUUCCUUGUUUGGAUGACCUGAUCAGCAUCCAUAGCCAGUUCUUCCAGAGGAUCCUGGAGCGGAAGAAGGAGUCUCUGGUAGACAAAAGUGAAAGGAACUUCCUUGUCAAGAGGAUAGGGGAUGUGCUUGUCAAUCAGUUUUCAGGUGAGAAUGCAGAGCGCUUAAAGAAGACAUAUGGCAAGUUCUGUGGACAGCACAACCAGUCUGUCAACUACUUCAAAGACCUCUACACAAAGGAUAAGCGUUUCCAAGCCUUUGUGAAGAAGAAGAUGAGCAGUUCGGUUGUAAGAAGGCUUGGAAUCCCAGAGUGCAUAUUACUUGUAACCCAGAGGAUCACCAAGUACCCAGUUCUAUUCCAAAGGAUACUGCAAUGUACCAAAGACAAUGAAGUGGAGCAGGAAGACCUGACUCAGUCCUUGAGCCUAGUGAAGGAUGUGAUUGGAGCCGUGGACAGCAAAGUGGCAAGUUAUGAGAAGAAAGUCCGUCUCGGUGAGAUUUACACGAAGACCGAUAGCAAGUCGAUCAUGAGGAUGAAAAGUGGGCAGAUGUUCGCCAAGGAGGAUCUGAAACGGAAGAAGCUGGUGCGGGAUGGGAGUGUGUUUCUGAAGAGUGCAACGGGAAGGCUGAAAGAGGUUCAAGCAGUUCUCCUCACUGACAUUUUAGUUUUCCUUCAAGAAAAAGACCAGAAAUACGUAUUUGCAUCAUUGGACCAUAAGUCAACUGUAAUCUCCUUAAAGAAGCUGAUUGUAAGAGAAGUGGCGCAUGAGGAGAAAGGUCUGUUCCUCAUCAGUAUGGGGGUGAAAGAUCCAGAGAUGGUGGAGGUCCACGCCAGCUCCAGAGAGGAGCGGAAUAGCUGGAUUCACAGCAUUCAGGAUACAAUCAACUCCCUGAACAGAGAUGAAGAUGAAGGGAUUCCUAGUGAGAAUGAAGAAGAAAAGAAAUUGUUGGAUACCAAAGCCCGGGAGCUAAAAGAACAACUUCAACAGAAGGAUCAGCAGAUCCUCCUCUUGCUGGAGGAGAAGGAGAUGAUUUUCCGGGACAUGACAGAGUGCAGCACUCCCUUGCCCGAGGAUUGCUCCCCAACGCACAGCCCGAGAGUCCUCUUCCGCUCCAACACGGAGGAGGCUCUCAAAGGAGGGCCGCUGAUGAAAAGUGCAAUAAGUGAAGUGGAGAUCCUCCAGGGUUUGGUGAGUGGAAGUCUUGGUGGCACACUGGGACAGUCCGUCAGCAGCCCUGUUGAGCAGGAAGUCAUGGCUGGCCCCAUUUCCUUGCCCCGGAGAGCAGAGACCUUUGGAGGAUUUGACUGCCAUCAGAUGAAUGCUUCCAAAGGAGGAGAGAAAGAAGAGGGAGACGACAGCCAAGAUCUUAGGAGAACAGAAUCGGACAGUGGUCUGAAAAAGGGUGGAAAUGCUAACCUGGUAUUUAUGCUUAAAAGAAACAGUGAGCAGGUUGUCCGGAGCAUUGUUCACCUCCACGAACUCCUGAGCAUGCUGCAGGGUGUUGUGCUACAACAGGAUAGCUACAUUGAGGACCAGAAGCUGGUGCUGACAGAGAAGGUCCUGACAAGGAGUGCGGCCCGCCCCAGCUCCCUCAUUGAGCAGGAGAAGCAGCGGAGCCUGGAGAAGCAGCGCCAGGACCUGGCCAACCUGCAGAAGCAGCAGGCCCAGCACCUGGAGGAAAAGCGCCGCCGUGAGCGGGAGUGGGAGGCCCGGGAGCAGGAGCUAAGAGACCGCGAGGCCAAGCUGGCCGAGCGGGAGGAGACAGUCCGCCGUAGGCAGCAGGACCUGGAGAGGGACCGGGAAGAGCUCCAGCAGAAGAAGGGCACUUACCAGUGUGAUCUGGAGAGGCUCCGGGCUGCCCAGAAACAGCUGGAGAGAGAACAGGAGCAGCUGAAGCGGGAUGCAGAGCGGCUCAGCCAGAGGCAGAUGGAUCAGGACCUUUGCCAGGUUUCGAAUAAACAUGCCAGGCUGAUGCGAGUCCCGUCCUUCUUGCCCAAUCCGGAUGAGUUCUCCUUACCAUCUGCCCCUUCCAUAACCAAAUCAGGGUCAUUGGACUCAGAACUCUUGGUGUCUCCUAAAAGGAACAGCAUCUCUCGGACACACAAAGAUAAGGGGUCUUUUCAUAUACUGAGUUCAACGAGCCAGACAAAAGUACCAGAGGGGCAGAGCCAGGCCCCACCCAGCACCUCCACUUCCACCCGCCUUUUUGGGUUAGCUAAGCCAAAGGAGAAGAAGGAGAAGAAAAAGAAGAGCAAAGGAGGCCGCUCUCAGCCUGGUGAUGGUCCUGCUUCGGAAGUGUCAGCCGAGGGUGAAGAGAUCUUCUGUUGACCCGUUUCCUGAACCUGCCAGGGCAGCCACCUUCCAACCCUGACGCGACAGUGGUGUGGCUGCGGCACCCGUGCUGCCCCUGAGCACGAGUCUCUUACACUGGACGCCCACUGCCCCUCAGCGUCCAGUCCUCCUGAGCUAUCCCAGGUCCUGGACAAGAAAGAGAAACAGCUGCGUGUCGGGGUGGAGAAGGACGCUCAGACUCCACUUCCACCGUGAUCCGUGACUGCCCAGGACUUGGGUGGGCCUGGCCUUACUCAGGGUGUUCCACUGAAAGUAGUGGCCCUAGACGUAGGAAAUAGUUUGAGACAUGUCAGGAUUCCCUAGAGGCUCCAAGAGUUUCUCCAAGUGAGGUCUGAAACCCUGCCUUGUCUUUGGGGGAAUACAACCAGGACCCAAGAGCAGAUAGUAUAGACUUCAUCUGCAUACAGUGACCAUCUGCAUGUCGAGUACGCCAGCUGUGUACACACCAGGAUAGCCUAGGCCAAGAGCAAGCGCCUAACUGGCCAGGUGGCAUGUGGAGAUACAGUAUUUCACCCUGCGGUCCUCUGAGAUCGGGUCCCUUGAAACAGCCCCUGCGCACACACCACCCUUCUUUGUAUGUGUCCCUCAUUUUAUUUUAGGAAGAACAACAGGAUGUUUGUGGAACCAGCGAGAGGCCUGAUGUGUACGAAAAGCAGGUAGUCUGCACCACCUGGAUCUCUAUUCUAAGCUGAACUAACUAUCUCACACUUCAUAUUCAAAUCAGGAAGAAACAUCCUGCUGUCCUAGGUGCCUGUCGAAAUGCUCUGGGCACAGAGGAAGUAGAGAGGACUCGUCACCACUGUCCUCAGUAUGACACUUUCUAGUUGUUACUGGACCUUCCUGUGGGAAAGCAUGCACCCUGUUGGUGCUCCCAGCCCCCUGCCCAGGACUAGUCUGUCCCCUGAGGCCUCUCCAUGCCCUGCUUUAGGAUUACUGGCUGAAAAGUAGAUUCAGGUGCAGGAGUUAAGUCUGUCUGGUAGUUUUGCCAAUACAGACAGGGGAGCUGGCCCUGAAGCGUGGCUGGGUGCCCUCUCUUCGGUCACGAGGCCUUCUCAUAGACGGUUUUCAGAUGCAAUCUGCUUGGUUGUGCUCUUACCUUCAAGCCUGUCUCUCCUCUCGCCCUCCAUCUCCGUGUGUUGAUCUCUGCAUGCUUGAGGCUUUCACCAGCUCGUGUGUGCAGGACAGUUCAUUGGUAAUGUACCCGCGAAAGCUCACGUACCUGUCCCUCGGGGUACUCCCAGUGAGGGGCUUGCUGGGGUCUGUGCUUCACGCGUGGCCUUGGGUUCCUGGUGUCGCCCUCUGAAGCACGGGGCCUUGAACAGAGUUGUGCAGAGACAAACCUGUGACUUGGUGCUUGCUGAUACCCUGCAAGCUGGACUUGCAGAUGCAGAUAUUUAUCUUUCAGUUUACUUGAAAGAGUUCUGGGUAAAAUUUGUUAGCCUAAAUUUGUUUUAUUUAUUUUGUGUUUGUGCUUUGUUUUUAUUUUAUUUUAUUUUAUUUUGAAAGUGAACCAGUACUGGCCCAACAGUUUGAACCAUCUUCUCAGUACAGAGAAUGAAGUGUCUGUCCAAGUGCACGAAGGUCCCGAGGGGAACUCAAGGGUGGAGGUGGGAGCUGUACCCUUCCCGUCCGGGCCCUUUUUUUUUUUUUUUUUUUUUUCAUAAGGAAUGUGUUGGUCCUUGUUUGGAGAUUUUAAAAGUUGCCCAUCGGCUACCUUUGCCUCUUUUUGAUAAAGCCAGUUUGGCUCUUUAAAGUCUGAUUUUUUUUUUCCUACUAAAACUAUGAUGUAUUUCCCUCAAGAACCUUAAUUGCAAGAAGUGAGUUGCUUCCUCCUCCCAGUCCAGACUGCUGUCCCAGCAGAACCUGUUGUGCCCCGACCCCCACAGGGUUUCCCUGGCAGUCCUGGACCCUGCCCCUGAAUGUCCCUCGGAGAGGCUGCACCCUUCCACAGCAGAGGAGCCCGUUUGCUAGAAGGGAAAGGGUCCGAUUACCACCUAGACUUGCCAGCCAAUCAGACCAAACCCUGCCCUCUUCCCCGUGCAGAGGGAGGCUAGUGACUCCUCCAGGUUUCCUGACAUGCCCAGGGAGCCACUGCACACCCCCAGGAAGCUUCACUCCGGCCCUCAAGUGUCCUCCCAACCAGGUGCAGGAGUUGCUUUGGUGGUUUUUAAAAACCAAUUUCACUUCUACCCCCACUCCCCAAAACAAUGAUCAGUGACAGUUGGGAGAAGUUCAGGUCAACAAGAAAGUAACCCUCUGAGUUCCCCUAAGCUGCCCAGCCUCCUCCAGGAAGAGAACCUUUUGCCAAGAACUGACCUGCUACACCGUCUGGCCCCUCAGAGCCUGCCGCACUUUGGGAAUUGCUGCUGUGCCUUUGCUUAGGACCCUGGAGAUCGCUUCAGCCGAGUCCACAGCUUUCUGUGGGAUUCUCAAAGAGAAGGGUAGUUUUCCAGGGACCAGGACUCUGUCCUGUCCUGUUGCCCAUACAUCAAGCUAUAGAAACCGCUGCUUCGGGGGACGUGUGCAAAUUGGCCCCAGCAUUGUGGAAUCCAGUGAACUUUCUAGAAGAUUGUAUCUUCUCUCAAAAAUUAUAAUCAUCUCAGUAGUUGUCGUCCCAUCUGGGUGACAUGUGCACUUUAAAUGACCUCUCAUCAGCUGGCUUCAUUUUUGAGACAAUCAAAGGUGUUAACUGUUUUCCUAGAAGAUGGGGAGGGUUAAAAUAAAAGCAUGCCAGCAUGCCCCACCCCACCCCAUGAGAGUCACCCGCAGGAAAACCCUCCCCAAGAUUGAUUUUUUGAAAGGUACGAAUUGAAUCUUCUGAGGGUCACACCACUAACACUGCCCCUGGCGAGUCCCUCCCCGCCCCCGCCUUGGUUUCCUUCACUGCCUCGUAUUAGCAGUAAGCACAGAUGUUGAACUCCUUGGGGUGAUGUUAGCAUGCACAGGCUUAGGAAAGGACGGAACCUUGGCCCAUAGGCCAGAGCUCGCUCAGAGUCGCUCUCUAUACAAGUCUUUAAUGUUUCCUUCUGUCCCCGAGGCUCUCUUGGCAAGGCUUUUGGUGUUUCAUGGGACUCUGACCUGUGCCCAAAAGACAGUCGUGGAGAGUGGGCUUCCGUGCCUGGACAUCUGUGCAUGGGUGCCUCUGGGUGAGGCAGCGACCCUGGCCAUCCCUGCAGAGACCGAGGGCAUAGUGGGUUUGGCUCCUUGUCUUCUUUCACGUAGCAUAACAUUCCUAGUUAACCAGAGCUUCGGAGUCUGUCACCUGCUGGCCAGGUUUAGAAAUGCAAAGUAUUCUAACGCUGCCAUAAAAGGGGGGAGAGGUGGCAAUAGAGGCCUUUUCCUGCACUCCUGACAACAUCAUUUGUCAAAAGAUUGACAGGUCCUGAGUUACUUCUCCAUCUCAUUAAGGUGUAAGGUGGGCAGCUCCCACCGCUUCAAGUGUGUCCUUCCUGGAAACCAGACAGGUGCCACUGCCACAGUCCUGCCACAGUCCCCGCGGGCCUCUGCAGGCAGCACAGAACCCAUGCCUUAGACCCUCUAAAGUCAGCAGCCCUGCCCUGCUUGCCAGCUGCUGGCAUGGGCCUACCCAGUCGGUUUGUCUCAGGUUCCCUCCUGAGGCCUGGGCGCUACAGAAGGUGGGCAGGAUACACCUAUACCUCUGUUCUUGUUGUCUCCAAAUGCUGUAUGAACAUUUCUGUACUAAGCCCUAUGAAAUAAAAAGUUGGGUUAAACCCAAGCGCUGUAUAGUAAUUUGUAAUUAUGUAUAAAAGUGAAACAGUUUUGAACUGUAAAGAUUUUCAAUGUGUUUUCUGGAAAUUUGCCACAACAUACUGGCUUUGUAUUUUAUUUAUCAUCCUUUGUAGUUACUGGCUUCAGACUCUUGUAAAGUCCCCCUCAGACCUUUCAAAAAUAAUAAAUUUCCUUUGAAAUCUUGA
This is a messenger RNA of Peromyscus californicus insignis, 12559 nucleotides long. It is a transcript of the gene Akap13, whose product is annotated as A-kinase anchoring protein 13. The record is from RefSeq and is a predicted model, not a curated record. Gene Ontology annotation, molecular function: MAP kinase scaffold activity; guanyl-nucleotide exchange factor activity. Bases 180 to 8600 code for a protein of 2806 amino acids. The transcript has 38 exons. Gene Ontology annotation, biological process: positive regulation of canonical NF-kappaB signal transduction; adrenergic receptor signaling pathway; regulation of Rho protein signal transduction. Gene Ontology annotation, cellular component: actin cytoskeleton; membrane. Lineage: Eukaryota; Metazoa; Chordata; Mammalia; Rodentia; Cricetidae.